ACUCGCAUAUAUUCCCGCCAUUAAAGUUACGCUUGUGUUGUGUAUUUCGGAAUAUAUACAUGACGCCUUCAUAUGUUUACGUAAUUGAAAUGAUUGGGAAGACGGAUGGGCCCGUAGAAGUCAUCGUCAUCAAGCCCAAACCAAUGAACAAGAAACCGAAUGCAUUGUCAGAGAAUCGAAUUCAGACAGUGGAUCCUAAACAAAUCAUUAUCACGACUGGAACGGGAAACAGAUUGAGAAAAACAGGAUCAGUUCCGACACCAAAUGCAGAAAAUACAUGUGAUUUGACGGAGGACAAAAAUGAUGAAACAGAUGGAACAAUGAAAGAAAAGGAAGAUGUUGUAGUAAUUGGUUUAUCGUCUGCCUGUCCCUUCCCUGGCUGUAAGGGAUUAGGUCAUUUAACUGGAAAGUAUUCUCGCCAUAGAAGUGUAACUACCUGUCCAAUGGCGGCUAAAAAGAGGAAACAGGAAGAAUCAGGUGAAGAUGCUGAUGUACCUGCUGCAAAGUGUAUCAAAGUGGAGAAAAUAGACACUACUGGUGAAGUGAUUGAAUUGAUUCAGGUCAAGAUGGAGGCUGAUCAAGACAUGGGAGUGGACUGUAUGGUUACGAAGUCACCUGACCAACUGUUUGAGUCUGUGGUGGUGAGAAAGCAGGCAUCGGAACCCCUAGACGAGGAACAGCAGUGCUUCAGGGAGGCGGAGAGAGCCUUACGUAGUCUUUCCGGGGAGCUAGACUCUGAUGUCAUUGAAUGCACAAUUGUUGAGGAUGAGUCGAACGAGAUUAAGGAAGAAAACUCUAGUGAGGUUGAGGAGGUUUUCGCUGGGGAAACAACAAGCUCUGAUGACAUGUGUGUGAUCACAAAAGUGAUAACAGUUGCAAGGUCUGAAAAUGUGGCGAUCAAAGUUGAGAAACCAGAUAUGCCAUCGACUGGUGUGUCAGAGACAUCGAGUGAGCAGGACUCCUCUAGUGUCACAGUAGUAUCACAGGGGCAAUCGGCCAAUGAGGAGGAAAUACUUAUAAAGAUUGAACAACAAUGUGCUACCAUACAAUCUCGGACUGGGGCGGCUCCCACCACACAAACAGAUGUUACAGACACUAAAGUAGAGGCCGAAUCUGACAUACUAAAUGUAUUCACCUCUAAGGGAAUUCCUCUACCCAUAUCUCUGGUCAGUAAUCUUAGUCAGAUCCGGGCUGCUACAGCUGCUGUUAUUCCAAAAGAGGAAGAGGAGGAUGAGGAGGAAGAGGGCCAGUUCCAAGUUGUGGCAGAAUGGAGUGGGACACCAUCAGGGGAGGCUACUCCGACCACAACAACCACUUCUGUGGCUAAAUCUGAGAUAGGCGAGGACAUCAAACCUACAUUGGCACCAGAUGACAGCAAAGACAAAGAUGUGAAAUGUCCAACUCCAUGUUGUGAUGGGACGGGUCAUAUAACUGGUCUCUACUCCCAUCAUAGAAGCUUAUCGGGCUGUCCCAGGAAGAACAUGGCUCCUCCAGAAAUUGUUGCCUUGCACGAGAGUCUUGCCAGGUGCCCCACACCAGGCUGUACUGGAAAGGGCCACAUCAACAGUACACGAAGCACCCACAGAAGUCUGUCUGGCUGCCCGAUCGCUGCCAUGGGAAAGCUAGUCAGUUCCACACAGGCAAAUGCCAGGAAAUCUGGGCUCCAUCUUGUUCUGCUCCCAAAAGAAGACGACCCAUCCAAGGCGGUACUUGCCACAUGCAAUGAAAAAGAGCUCAUCCGAUUGGCUGCUCAGAAGUGCAAAUUCUCUGACAAAUCAAUGAGUAGCUUGGCCGGACUGUCUGCCUCGGAGACAGACAGAGUGCUGAGGCCAAUGAUACUCACCAAACAACUGGAGCUACAGAGCAUUGACUCUGUGGUGUCCACCUCGACACCGCGAGGAAAUCUGGCCAAGGAGUUAGAGAAGUAUAACCGUCCAGAGCUACAGGGGGCAACGGCCGCCACGUUGGCCGCGGCAAUCAGCCAGGGAGUAGGGAUGGUACAGGGGCUUACCACAGUAGAACAGCCCACCUCCACGGAACGCUCCACUACCCCCCCUCUUCCCCCUGUCAAACCCAAGGUCAUGAAACGUGACUCUGACCGUCCAAAUAUUCUCCGACGGCCCAGUUUAAAGCCUCAGAAUAAAUCAUCCUCAUCAUCAAGCGGCAGUGUGUCCUCCGGAAACAGCCUGUCCAGAAGUUCCUCCACCACCUCCCUGGAAGGAAGUGACUUCCUUAACAGUGUUAGUGACCUUCUCGGCAGGAAAAGGGUGCCCCCUGGUGGGGCAUCACAGUCGUCGGUGGCAUUUACCAGGUCUGUUACGACGUUGACUAUUCCUAACCCCUUGAUGGCGAAGUCCAAAAUGCCCACCCCCGGAUCUAUACUCUCUUCAUCCAACACAACCAAAACCUCAACUAAACCCACAAUCAACUCUAUAUACGUCAGCCCCUCAGGACAAACAAUCAACGUGCCCUCGGGGUACGUCCUACUCCCACAGUUCAAGAAGAAGUACAUCGCUGAUUUCAAGUCGCCUUUCUUGCAUAGCCAUCAUAGAUUAUCAGGGGAGUCCGCUUGUAGUCCAGUAGACCAUGACAACGAACCUCGUUCUGAAAGUCCAGACUUCCUAAAGAUCAAGAUGGAAAAUAAAGAAAGCCUUCCAUGUCCCACCGUUGGAUGUGACGGAUCGGGGCACAUUACAGGAAAUUACUCUUCCCACAGAAGCCUAUCGGGGUGCCCAUUGGCUGAUAGAGCCACGGUACAAGCCAAUCAGAUUGAUUUAAAAUGUCCUACGCCGGGCUGUGACGGGUCUGGUCAUGUGACCGGUAACUACGCUUCCCACCGCAGUCUGUCUGGCUGCCCGAGGGCGGCCAAGCUGAAAAAGAUCCUGGGUAAGGAAGGUGACAGGAAGGAGGAUGAGCCGCUCCGAUGUCCGAUCCCAGGGUGUGAUGGGACGGGUCAUGUGACCGGAAAAUAUUUGUCUCAUCGCAGUGCCUCUGGCUGCCCCCUUGCCAACAAACACAAACUACAGAGACAGCUGCUGGCCAGCUUGGAUGGUCAGGAUCCAGAACUAGCCAAGGCACUCAAAAUGGAUGGCGUUGUGUGCCCCACCCCUGGAUGUGACGGAUCUGGGCAUUCUAACGGCAGCUUCCUGUCCCACCGCAGUCUGUCAGGUUGUCCCAGAGCCACCCAGGCAAUGAAAAAAGCCAAACUUAGUCCUGCAGAGCUUACCAACCUCCAUAUGAAACUCCAGAGUGGCGAAGAUCUAGAAGAAGAUGAAGAAUUUCAGCAGAUGGAUGAGGAAAUCGCUGAACUGCGGACCUCCAAUAUGGCUGUCGAGUCAACAGUGAUCAAGCUGAGGUCCGAGGUGUCAAGUUUAGAGAACCAGGUUCAUCAAGAGGAGAAAGAAAACUCAGCCAUUGCCCAACAGAAUGAAAAUCUCCAAAACUACCUGAACACAUUGAGGAAGGAAAUCCUGGGUGUGUUAGCCAGUCGGAAUAUACCACACCUCAACCCUGGCCUAGUCAACGAGGACAAUCUAGAGGCGUGUAUCAGCCAGCUACAGAGCAUAUACGCCAACCGCUCAGGGGAUAGUAGUGUCUUCUACAGCACUGUCAACAUCGCCGUCUCAGAAAUACAGGUGGCCUAGUCCUGUAUCAUACAGCGCUGUCAACGUUGCCGUCUCAGAAAUACAGUUAGCUUAGUCCUGUAUAUCUGAAACACAUGCAGUUUUAGUCCUGUGGUAUAUAAAAAAUAGGUUUAAGAACUUAUGCCUUAUUAUAGGCUCAGCAAUAUUAUAAUGGUCUUAUAUAUAACUUGAUCAAACUUCUUGAAGUCAGUGCCCUGUAUUUAUCUGAGUAACAGAGUCACAAAGUCAUGGUUCUUUGUCCUCAUAAUACCCGCUGUAAUCCAGGGUUAUAUGGCUGUGUCGGGAACAGUCUCAGAGUUAGGGAUAUGUUGUUGUCUCAGAAAUAUAGUAAGCCCGGUGGUGUUGGCAUUGUAGAAAUUUAGGACUUUUAACAAAGAAUGUGUACAAUGGUACAGAGCAAGUCUUUAUGGACAAACUGUGUGACCAAUCCAGAAAAAAUCAUCUGAAGUGGCUUGUGUGUGAAUUAGCUGUCUUAGUAAGUUCUAGGUAAUAGAUUGCAUGCUGUUAACGGUAUUAAGUACCAUUACCGUAACUAUGUUCAUCCUAUAGAUAUCAUCGGCAAUUUAUCAUUCAUGACAUAUUCCUAUCAAUACCUCAUUUGUCAAAUAAUGCCACUGUUUUACCAUCCUUCGUUUCAUCCAUAUCCACUAAAUCAUGAAUGCCAGAAGAAACGAGAAAGCAUCAGAUUUAACAGAAUGCCAGAUUUGUCUACUAUUAGUCGAAUCUGUGAACAUCAUUUAAAGUGGUGCUUCAUCACAGUUGACGUGAUGAGUUGAUUUGUGAUACUGUUCCUCUUACUACUUAUUAUGUAUACCUUGCCUAAGUAAGGGGACAUAUAAUUCAAGUACCUGGCCAAGUGGUAACCAGGGGAGAUAACACAGUUCAUUGUUGUCAAGGGGGAUAUAAACAUUGACCAAUUGUUUUCAAAACAUUAUAUUAUUAACAAUAGUUCUUUCUUUCCUCUCUUUCUUUCUGUAUCUAUACCUUAACCUUACGGCUAGAGUUCCCACUUCCAUACCUCUCUCUACACUAACAGUAAGACUUUCUGUAUCUAUACCAUUACCUUACGGCUAGAGUUCUCACCUCCAUACCUCUCUCUACACUAACAGUAAGACUUUCUGUAUCUAUACCAUUACCUUACGGCUAGAGUUCUCACUUCCAUACCUCUCUCUACACUAACAGUAAGACUUUCUGUAUCUAUCCCUUAACCUUACGGCUAGAGUUCUAUCUUCCAUACCUCUCU
Molecule: messenger RNA, 4887 nt
Organism: Mizuhopecten yessoensis (Yesso scallop)
Lineage: Eukaryota; Metazoa; Mollusca; Bivalvia; Pectinida; Pectinidae
Product: myelin transcription factor 1-like
Exons: 20
Coding region: 60-3644 (1194 amino acids)
Biological process (GO): regulation of transcription by RNA polymerase II
Cellular component (GO): nucleus
Molecular function (GO): zinc ion binding; RNA polymerase II cis-regulatory region sequence-specific DNA binding; DNA-binding transcription factor activity, RNA polymerase II-specific
Source: RefSeq, a predicted model, not a curated record